AAGAGAAAUAACAAGUAGAGAUAUACAAUACAAAUUCUUUUUUUUUUCUUUUUUGAGAAACCGUAGCGAAGAGGAAAAUGUCAAACAGUUCGGAUCAAUUGAUAGUAUGUUACGCUCCAACAAUGAUAACGACGAAUGGUAUUUGGCAAGGGGAUAACCCGUUGGACUACUCUCUGCCACUAUUCAUAUUGCAGGUCUUGCUCAUCAUCGUUACCAUUCGUUUUCUUGUUUUUAUCUUGAAGCCCUUUCGUCAACCUCGUGUCAUUUCCGAGAUCCUUGGUGGUGUAAUAUUGGGUCCAUCACUGCUAGGACAAAGCAAACAAUUUGCAAACAAUAUAUUCCCACCUCGGAGUGUAAUGAUUCUCGAGACAAUGGGAAACGUAGGCCUCUUAUUCUUCCUCUUCCUCGUCGGAGUAGAAAUGGACAUUGCCGUAAUUAGAAGCACAGGAAGAAGAACAUUCGUAAUUGCAAUCGCCGGCAUGAUUCUACCGUUCCUAAUCGGCGUUUCAUUCGCCUUCACACUCCACGAGAGCACGCAGUGGGUCAAAUUAGGCACUUUCAUUUUAUUCCUAGGCGUAGCGCUUUCCGUCACAGCGUUCCCCGUGCUCGCUCGUAUUCUAGCAGAGCUCAAACUUCUCAACACCGAGAUCGGGCGAAUAGCUAUGGCUUCGGCUCUCUUUAACGACAUUUGUGCAUGGAUUCUCUUAGCCAUUGCGAUUGCCAUAGCCGAGAAUGAGUCGUUGUCAUUGUCUUCAUUGUGGGUGGUGCUUUCCACCGGAGCGUUUGUUCUUUUCUGCUAUUAUGUAAUGAGGCCGCUCGUUUGUUGGAUCGUUAGAAGAACGCCCGAAGGGCAGUUGAUUAGCGAAGUGUACAUAUGCCUCAUUCUUACGGGAGUUAUGAUAUCGGGUUUUAUAACCGAUGCUAUUGGAACGCAUUCUGUUUUUGGCGCUUUCAUCUUUGGCUUAGUUAUCCCUAGUGGGCCGAUUGGAGUGACACUAAUAGAGAGGCUCGAAGAUUUUGUUACGGGACUAUUGCUACCACUCUUCUUUGCGAUUAGUGGAUUGAAAACGGACCUUACUUUGAUAAACGGAGUCGGGACGUGGGCCAUUCUCGGGCUUGUGAUUGUUCUUGCUUGUGCAGGAAAAGUUACCGGCACUCUACUCGUUUCUCUUUACUAUAGAAUCCCAUUUUACGAAGGGCUAACACUUGGUUUGCUCAUGAACGCCAAAGGGCUGGUGGAGAUGAUUGUUCUUAAUGUUGGGAAAGACCAACAUGUUCUUGAUGAUAAGUCGUUUGCGAUUAUGAUCGUAGUGGAAAUUGUUAUGACCGCAGUAAUCCAGCCGAUAGUGACAAACAUAUACAGGCCGGGGAGGAAGCUCGUGGCUUACAAAAGGAGAACAAUCCAAAGAACCAAACUCAAAGGCGAGUUUCGUCUCCUAGUGUGCGUGCACGUUCCGAGAAAUGUGCCGACGAUAAUCCACCUUCUAGAAGCAUCCAACCCCACAAAGAAAUCUCCAAUUUCCUCCUACGUCCUCCACCUUGUCGAGCUCACCGGUCGUGCAUCGGCAGUGCUCAUCGUCCACAACACUAGAAAAUCCGGCCGAUCGGCACUCAACCUCGCGCAGGCCCAAUCGGAGCACAUAUUCAACGCCUUCGAGAAUUUCGAGAGGCAAGGGGGUUUCGUGACGGUGAACCCCCUCACCGCAAUCUCGCCUUACUCGACAAUGCAUGAAGACAUAUUCACCGUCGCAGAGGACAAACGAGUGGCGUUCAUUAUAAUCCCUUUCCACAAACAACAAACGGUGGACGGAGGUAUGGAGGCCACGAAUCCCGCUUUCCGCAUUAUCAAUCAGAGCGUAUUGGCCAACGCGCCUUGCUCGGUCGGAAUACUCGUAGACAGGGGACUCAACGGGUCCAGCAGAGCGUCGGCCAAUCAAAUGUCGCACCACCAUAUAGCGCUGCUCUUCUUCGGGGGGCCCGACGACAGAGAGGCGAUGGCCUUGGCUUGGAGAAUGUCCGAGCACCCACGCAACAGCCUCACCGUAAUGCGCUUCGUCCUCGGAGAAACCGCACCGGACACCACAAAGGGAGGAGAUAUGGCGGACGCGGUGGCUAAUAGUAGUAUCGAGACAGGGCAUGAGACAUUAACCGUUUUAACCGACGACGACAGAGAGAAGGAGAUGGACCAGGCGUACAUAAACGAGUUUAGGGCCGCGACAAUGAACGAUUCUUCGGUGCACUAUGUCGAGAAAGUGGUGAAUCACGGGGAGGAAACGGUGGCUGCAAUAAGGUCGAUAGAUACAAGACAUGACAUGUUUGUAGUCGGGAGGGGACACGGAAUGAUAUCGCCCGUCACGGCAGGGCUUAGCGAUUGGAGCGAGUGUCCCGAGCUUGGAGCAAUAGGUGAUUUAUUAGCUUCGUCGGAUUUUGCGACAACAUAUUCGGUGUUAGUGGUGCAACAAUAUGUAGGGAUGGAGGGGCAUGGAGAACAUAUACUCGGCUCGCCCGAUAGCCCCCAGCACCAUGUACCUGCUUUUGGUCAUCGGCGGCCACCACUGCCGCCGCAGCAAGAGCAGGCUAUUUUCCGACCACAACCCUAA
This is a messenger RNA of Erythranthe guttata (spotted monkey flower), 2600 nucleotides long. Its product is annotated as cation/H(+) antiporter 15. The record is from RefSeq and is a predicted model, not a curated record. Lineage: Eukaryota; Viridiplantae; Streptophyta; Magnoliopsida; Lamiales; Phrymaceae. Gene Ontology annotation, molecular function: antiporter activity. Gene Ontology annotation, cellular component: membrane; endomembrane system. Gene Ontology annotation, biological process: proton transmembrane transport; regulation of pH.